GUUUGGUAAAGACUUAUCAGGGAUGAGCUCACAGGAAUUAAAUGGGCUUGUAGAGAAAUUAAAAGAAGGGAUGUUGUUCAUUAAGGACACAAAGAUGCAACUGUUGAAGCAUGAAUUAGAAGAAUCAAGAAAGCAGGAACAGCAAGUGCAGCAGAAAAACCUGAUGCUGAAGAGACAGGUUAAAGAGCUUCAAGAUUUUUACCCAAGAGUUUAUUAUCCGUUGCCAAUUUCAAUUCACUACCCUGCAACGGAGCACGAUAGAGGACUUCUUCCACAUACCAAUCUUUCUCUUGCUAUCACCAGUAGCUCUGUACCAGAGCAACAUGCAUCAAAUGAACCAAAGAAAAAUAGUUCUGCAGAGCCUAAAAACAGUGAUUGCAGAUCUCCAACGAAACGCAAUCCCCAGCAGCCUGCUGAUAAAGACAGUUCCAAGAACCACUGACGGAACCAGCUAAGGACAAGCCCCCGCUCCAGCGGGGGCUUGCCGGUGCCGUCCGCCGUUUUUAUAUAGAGUUUUUAAAGCAGAAGCGGUGGAGAAUACAGGGAGAUAUGGGGCUGGGGGAAGAGAGAGAGAGAAUUAGGAGGAAUACAGCAGGCACAAUGUCAUAUCUGCUUGGGAUUCCCGUCAAAAUAAUUUAUUUUAUCAUAAAUUUAUUAUUACUAG
Salvia hispanica is the source of this 664-nucleotide messenger RNA. Its product is annotated as agamous-like MADS-box protein MADS1. Gene Ontology annotation, molecular function: DNA-binding transcription factor activity; protein dimerization activity; DNA binding. NCBI's taxonomy places the organism in Eukaryota, Viridiplantae, Streptophyta, Magnoliopsida, Lamiales, Lamiaceae. Gene Ontology annotation, cellular component: nucleus. Gene Ontology annotation, biological process: regulation of DNA-templated transcription. The record is from RefSeq and is a predicted model, not a curated record.